Messenger RNA from Mucor mucedo, 1970 nucleotides. RefSeq lists its product as uncharacterized. The transcript is spliced from 4 exons. Lineage: Eukaryota; Fungi; Mucoromycota; Mucoromycetes; Mucorales; Mucoraceae. Bases 1 to 1698 code for a protein of 565 amino acids. The record is from RefSeq and is a predicted model, not a curated record.
AUGGAUGAGUUAAACUCGCCACAGCAGUCAUCUAUCAACGACAAUGUCUGUUUGUUGAAUCGAGAAACAUAUUGUUUUGAGCCUAAGGCAGAGGAUAUUCUGACUGACGAAGAUCUUUUAGAUCUUUUUCGUAUAAUCAAACAAGUAUUGCGUAAAAACCCAGAUCCAGAAAAACUGGCGAAGCUUUUAUUUUGCAUGUUUUAUGCAUUAGGCGACUAUAUAAAGUUCACAAAACAUUGUCAUGAAGAUCGUAUCUUAUUUCGGGACAGACAUUUAGGCGUACAUGCUGUCCGGUUACCCAGCACCAGUUCCUGUUGUAGCAAUAGUAAUAACACCGUACCUUUUUAUCAAGUACAAAAAGCUACUGAAAAAGAUUCGGUUCAAAAAUGGAUAGAAUCGUCAUCUCAAAAUAUAUCAACAACAAGGCUUCCCGCGGUUCCUUGCCCCACAAUUCCACAGCAAGAUAUCGCAUCUUCUUUUCCUGAUUUAUCCAAUAGAAACAAUCUACUGGCUACAAUACGCUCUUAUACAAACCUUCGCCCUUUAUAUAACUCCACACCAUCGCCUUCGUCAAGUGUGAUCAGCAAUGGCACAUCAGGCGCCGUCAUGGAACCUCAGCAGCGUGGAUUCUAUUAUCAAGAUGGCCGUAUCUUACGAGAGCCUGCAUCACUACAACGAUAUGCUGAACAAGGUAUUCUUACCCAAGCUUCAUUAAUGCGUAAACGGAAGAAACACAGCACAGAUUCUUUAUCCGAGCCAUCUUUUAUUCCUUUAAAAAAGCCUAAAAUUCCACAUCGACACGGUGGAUUUGAACGAAGACGAGAUGAUAUUAUCAAUCGUUUGAGAGAAAUUACAGUGGAAGAAUUAGAUCAAAAAGCACAAAGAAUGCCGAACCCAUUUACUUUAGCUAUCGACCAGUCUUCCAUAAGCGCAGAGGAUGCAUUAUCCGCAAGUACAGGCAGUGAAUCGGUUAUAAAAGAAAAGAUUGCCGAACUUUUAAGGCCUGCACUUUGCAUUUUAACCAAUCACUCAAAUAUGAAGCCACAUCUGGAUAACGGUAUGAACCAAAAUGGAAUCUAUUACAAUACAGAUUAUUUUCGAUUAUACCUAGCUUUUAAGCAAUUUCAAGAAGCUUUUGCAAUGCUGCUCCCAGAGGAAGUAGCACCCGAAGAAGCUUGUGAAAAUGAGAACUUAGCGGCUAGCUCUAAUUGCACAGAAAAAGACAAGGAUCGUGAAAGAAAUGCAAAUAUGAAAGCGUACCGCUCAUGGAUUGAACCUUUAUUGACUAAAACAAAUUGGGCUGCAUUCAGAAGAAACAUUGUUGUGGGGGAACGUAUCAUGCAACUCACUAAAAGCAUUGGCCAAGGAGUAUUAUUAAUGACUAAAGAGCUGAGUGGGUCAAAGUUACACCUAACAUUCACCAAUAGUGAAUGGGAUGAGUUUAUUCAAGGUCUAAAUUCAGGAAAGUGGGACAGCACUGUUGAGUGGGAAGAUGGAUAUGACAAUCAAAUUCAUAAAGACACUAAAUCUCAAUUAGUUGCUUCAUUACGGAAAACCUUUGCUACACCUUAUUGGUUUGAUUCGUCUGGUCUGAUGGUAUCCUCUAAAAAGCGUCGUCUGGCUAUUCACGAAUCAAAUAUACCCUCGAAUAAUACUAGCCUCAUGCACCGAAAUUCGGUGGAACCUUCUUCUAAAUAACACAGUCGCAUCUUUAAAGGACUCAUGCAUGUAUUAUAAACCAGAGCGCACCAAUUACUUUUGUAUUACCGCAUUAAAAUUACUAUAAAGAAAAAACUUAUGUGGUAAUAAUUCUGCUUCAUAUGAUAACAUGAUGACUUUUGCACAGUGUCCCUUUUUGUUUCGUAAGGAACAGCCUACUUAAAAUGACUAUAUCCCUGCCUCAUACACAGAUUUUUAUAACGAAAAAAGUAAGCCCUACAUUUAAAUUUCUAUGACAUGCAAAGUAUCGG